UACCAUGUUGACUAGACUUUAAUUCAGAAAUUAAUUCAUAAGUAUGUGAUUAAUACUUAUUAUUUGACAAAUUCAAUAAUAGAGUAGUGGUUUGUGUGAAAAAGUUAUACUCAAAACAGGAAGUAUGUUGAGGUGUAUCAUAUAUGAGAUGUGUAUGUGCUUGUACAGGAUGUGGUGUGUGUAGUGCUACUUUAUCAGCAGGCUUACUCUGCAGCUUUGGCCAGUAGCAUUGAGUAUACAAUUUAAAGCACAGCCAAGCAAUGCAGAUCACUGUAGUGUUUGCAUGUCUGGUGAUAUCAGCAGCCUCUGCUGCUCAAAGUGACUCUACAGUGGCCUGUUAUAUGGAUGCAUCCCUGCAGCACAUGUUUUUUCCACUUGAUCCUUUCUUGUGCACUCAUAUUAUUUACUCCACUGCUUAUAUUGAUGAUGACUUCAGUUUAAAAACCUUGUCCCCGGAUGUGGACGCUUUUAGCUCCAUGCUGAAAAUGCUGAAAGACGGGAAUCCAACUCUAAAGAUGUUGCUUGGUGUUGGGGUGAAGCAGUCAAGGUUGGAGGUGUUGACCAAGCAACAGAUUACUCUGGAUAAUUUUAUUAACUCAACACUGAAAUAUCUGAUGAAGAACAAUUAUGAUGGAGUGGAGCUGACAUGGUUAGAGCAGGACACUGAUGAAACUCUCAGGAACACAGAAACUCUCACAAGUUUCAUUAAGGAACUGAGAGGAUGGAUUGACCAUACUGCUAACAAGUCAUUGCUUGUUGCUGUGUCUCUUCUGGAACAUUGUGACAACAUCAGUACUUGUAUUGACAAGAAAAGUUUGUCACAGUAUGUUGACUUCAUAUGCCUACUGUCACUGAUCCCUAAUAAUGAAGGGCCACAAAUUGACAGCACAGUCAGUUACUGGCAGGACCAAGUUAACCUCAAGAAGCUUAUCCUGGUCUUGCCUGCACUUCUACAACCGUUUCGAAAAAGACAGAGUUGUAGCCAGUCCAGGAUUGUAGGCAUAAAUCCAGAGAGGAAAGUGGAGCAAAUGAAUGCCCCUGGGAUGAUUAUAGCCAAACAGGUCUGCCAGGCCAUUAAGAGUGGACAAAAGGAAUUUAAGACUUUAACAAUACUUGAGCGUGCUCAAAGCCAUGGCGAAGAUGUGUCAAGGGUACUACAGAAAGGACUUGGUGGUGUUGGGGUUGUCAUGUUAGACAUUGGCAACUUUUUCAACUCUGUUUGUCUCAACUGCACUGAAAAUGAAAAGGCGAUUCUUGAAUUAAAUGUGAUUACCAGGCAUCACCACAGGCAUGGUCACCACGGGCAUAGUCAUCACAGGCAUGGUCAGCAUGGGCAUCGUCAUCACGGGCAUGGUCAGCAUGGGCAUCGUCAUCAUGGGCAUGGUCACCAUGGGCAUCGCCAUCGACACCAUCAUCAUGAAAACCAUCACCACAGAUGUGGACACCACGGACUUGGUCACCAUAGUAACAGUCACCAUGUUAACAGUCAUCACGGUUAGAAAGGGUGUUUGCAUCAUGGUCAGCAGUAAUCAGACAAAUUGGAGCUUAAAGGAAAGACAGCCUAAUAAUCACAUCUAUUCAAACAGUGUUGAGUAAUGUGAUGCCACUUAUAUUAAUCAAAUAUCAUAGCAAUAGCAUGAGAGUUUUGAAUGUUGCUUAAAAUUGCAUUAAGGCAUUGAGACAGUGAUAUAUAUUUUGUUUACACAUUAGUUCUCUAAUAUCUAGUCAUGCUUUUGCUAAAUAAAUAUUCCAGUGUUGUGCAGAAAAUGUUAUUAAUUUGAAUAUUGGUUAAUUAGUGUUAUGAAAUAAAUAUUCCAAUUCACUGCUUUCAGUUUCCUUAUACCAUGCUAUAUUUAUGCUUUUUUUUAGUAGUUAGUUAUACAAUUAGAGUAAAACAAUGUCUCUGUGAACAUGUGUGUGUGUGUGUGUGUGUGUGUGUGUGUGUGUGUGUGUGAGUGUGUGUGCAUGCGUGCACAUGGGAAGUAUGUGGACCUAACACCUGAGCAUUUCAUACACUACUCCCUUAGAGAGCAGGAUGUGUGCAGAGGAGCAGUUUGCUUUUACUGUGGUUUUCCUAAUGCAUGUACAGAUUUAUUACAACUAUUAUGUAGUUAUCUUAAA
Ictalurus furcatus (blue catfish) is the source of this 2121-nucleotide messenger RNA. RefSeq names its product histidine rich carboxyl terminus 1 (gene hrct1). Gene Ontology annotation, biological process: chitin catabolic process; carbohydrate metabolic process. The record is from RefSeq and is a predicted model, not a curated record. The coding region runs from base 261 to 1499 and encodes 412 amino acids. Lineage: Eukaryota; Metazoa; Chordata; Actinopteri; Siluriformes; Ictaluridae. Gene Ontology annotation, molecular function: chitinase activity; chitin binding. Gene Ontology annotation, cellular component: extracellular region. The transcript has 10 exons.